CAAAUGAAACUCUCGAACGAUACAUAAUGAUGAUUAUCAACGAGGACGAAUCUUUCCACAAUAUGAUAACAAAGCUAAAAAGUAGCAAUUAAAUUGCCUUAAUAAAAUUGCUUGAAGUGCUGGCUCAGAAACAGAAAUGCUAACAGAAAAGUCGGGAAGAACUUGUGAAGUUUUGCCUACGCAAAGCAUUGAAAUUUAUAUUCCAAAGGAUUUAGGAGAAAUACGAUAAGACAAGUAUACAUUAGUUUAUAAAAUUAGAGACAAAUUUGAAAACAGCACAGAAAAUAUUCAUGUCAAUGGUGGAGAAGGAAAUUAAAACUACCAUAAUGCUCCCAUUUAGAAAGAAUAGCAAAAACAAAACAAUGAAUUCAGAUUUUUUAAAAUAAAUUUUCUCAUCUUAAACUUUUGUCAACUACUAUAGAGAAUUCCUAAGUACAAUUUUCGUAUAUCUUAGGCUGCCUGGAACAAGAAAUACAAAAGGAUUCAAAAAAAAAAAUUGCAUCUCUUUGCAAUAAAAUUAUGAACCAUAUACAUGAUGAAAAAAAGGUAACUUAUCAAAUUGUAUACAAUUUAUAGUUUGAAUUCGACGUGAAAAGAUUACCUUGGUCUCAUUCUAACGUAGAGAAGGUUAAACAGGCUGCUCAAGAAAUGUUACUUUAUUCGAAUUUUGAGAUUAAAUGA
This is a messenger RNA of Paramecium octaurelia, 681 nucleotides long. The record is from the annotation of a GenBank genome assembly. Lineage: Eukaryota; Ciliophora; Oligohymenophorea; Peniculida; Parameciidae.